AUGAAGUUCUUCGCCGCCCUCGCCAUGGCCGCCAUGGCCGUUGCCGCUCCCACCGAGAAGCGUGCGCCCACACCCCUCGACGUCAAGCUCGAACUCGUCGGCAACUCCGAGGUCAAGGCCACUGUCACCAACACCGGCAAGAACAACCUCAAGCUGUUCAGCACCGGCACAUUCCUCGACGACGCCCCCGUGGAGAAGGUCUCCGUUCUCUCUGGCGAUAAGCCCGUCACCUUUGACGGUGUCAAGCUCCUGAUCGCCACCGAGAACUUGGAAGAAGACGCCUUCACGCGUCUCGACUCCGGCGAGUCCCUCGAGGUCACCUUUGACAUCGCCGAGUACCACGACCUCUCGGCCGGCGGCGCCUUCAAAAUCUCCAGCGAGGGCGCCUUUUCCUUUGCCGAGGCGGACUCAACCGAGCUCGUCGGCUCCGUCCCCUUCACCGCCAACACCGUCGAGGCCAAAGUCGACGGUGCCUCCGCCGCCGCCGUCCACACAGCCUUUGUCAACGAGAAGCGGACGCGCGUCCAGUCGGACUGCUCCGGCACGCGCCUCUCCCAAACCCGCAGCGCCCUGAGCGGCUGUGCCAGCUGGGCCUCGCAGGCCCAGUCUGUCGCCCAGUCCGGCUCGGCGACCAAGAUGACCGAGUACUUCAAGUCGUCCAGCUCGUCCACCCGCAGCACCGUCGCCGGUGUCUUCUCGCGCAUGCGCUCCGAGUGCAGCUCGACCAGCGGUGGUGCCUCUACCUUUUACUGCUCUGACUUUUACGGCGUCUGCGGCGGUGGUGUGAUUGCGUACACUGUCCCCUCCCUCUCCGCCAUGGCGUACUGCCCUCUGCACUUUAGCCUGCCCCUCAGCCCUUCCUCUUGCUAUGGAAACAACCAGAUUGGCACUGUUGUGCACGAGGUGACUCACUUGAGCCAGAUCGCCGGCACGGAUGACUUUGGCGGAUACGGCUACAACUUUGUCCGCUCCCUGAGCGCCUCCCAGAACCUCCGCCACGCCGAUACCUACGCUCUGUUCGCACAGAGCAUCAUCCGUGGCUGCUGA
Emericellopsis atlantica is the source of this 1047-nucleotide messenger RNA. Its product is annotated as Deuterolysin metalloprotease family-domain-containing protein. The coding region runs from base 1 to 1047 and encodes 348 amino acids. Lineage: Eukaryota; Fungi; Ascomycota; Sordariomycetes; Hypocreales; Bionectriaceae. The transcript has 5 exons. Gene Ontology annotation, biological process: proteolysis. The record is from RefSeq and is a predicted model, not a curated record. Gene Ontology annotation, molecular function: metalloendopeptidase activity.